AUGCACAUUUUUGAGGACAGUCCGCCAAGCCGGGCUAUAUUCUGGACAAGUAAAUGCAAUUCUUCUAGCAAAUGUUAUUAUAAACAAAAUAAAGAAAUUUUAGACAACAAUCAAAAUAGUAAAAAAAAGCUCUUAAAACAACCGCUGAACAAAAAUUUGGUGAAAAUGUGGAAGUUCAGUAUGAUAGCUAAAAUCUCAGGGAAUAAAGAACGUCAUGCCUUCAAUGUCAAAGUAAAGGCCUUACUAUCACAACUAAUUUGCUUCACAAUUUUAGAUAAACAGUGGGCCAGGUUACCAAUAGCACCUGAUGCUGAAAAGUUGGCACUUGGACAGGUUAGUUAUCAUUGUUUGGGAAGAAAGAAAGGUUACAUUGCAGCAAUAUUUCUUCUUGAAAGGAAAAAAACAUUUUUUCCCCAAAACUGUCUUUACAGGUUUGUGGGGAGAAAAAAAGUGAGGUGUAAUUUGUUCAUCAAAUUCGACCGCGAAAAUUUUGCUACAAUUGCCUUAAAUGACUUAAAUCGUAAUGACGUUUUUGCCAAGCAUGUUUCGCAGACUUUUGAAAUAUUUUCUUAUUCAGGUGAAGAAUGCAAGCGGCGGAGGGGCAACUUCCCGGAUGACGGUUUCGUUAUCAAGGCAUUAUAUUUUCCAUUUUUAGCCUUUAAAAAGAAACAUGGUAUUCAAAAGCCACGAAAACAGUUAAAAGCAAAAGGAAAUACUCAGGAAGCAAACAGGCAAGAAAGGGCGAUGAAAACCUCCCUGGCACUAGAUCAAAAAGCCGAAAAAACAGCGACAAAAUUAUCUACUACUGCAGGUAUGAUCCAUUCCGGGACUUCACAACAAUCACCACGUAAAACUAACACUAUACGUACAAUGAAUAAAAGAAAUUAG
Echinococcus granulosus is the source of this 888-nucleotide messenger RNA. RefSeq lists its product as hypothetical. The transcript is spliced from 6 exons. Lineage: Eukaryota; Metazoa; Platyhelminthes; Cestoda; Cyclophyllidea; Taeniidae. The coding region runs from base 1 to 888 and encodes 295 amino acids. The record is from RefSeq and is a predicted model, not a curated record.